UGAGAAGAAUGAAAUGCAGAGUCACAUGUUUUUCGACAAAUCUGUCCUGGAGCACAAACAUGAAGUUUCCAAUGGAGAAAGAAAACCUAAGGAUCCAGACUCAAAAGCUGCAGAAUUCUGCCAUCAUCAGCCAACCACAGAAAAGGAAAACACUGACGUAUACCCAGGAAUGGGGUACAGGACAUCUCCUCAUCUGGACCACAAUGAGGGUUUUGACUCAAAAAGGUCUGAGCUACCGCCUGGGGAAAGUAAUCUGAGUACCACUGGAAUCCAGUGUGAACUUAUUCCCAAGAGGGAGGAAUCGGAUGCGGAGAUUUCCAGAUACACUUCUUUUACUACAGAGAAUAGAAUUACCUCCCCACAGAACCAGUACAGAGAUCAGAGAUCAGGUGAAGAUUCAGACAGGGUUUUUUCACAUCCGGAUCGCCAAGGUGGCCAUUUUAUCAGAUCCCCAGAAUCUAGAAAUGGAACAAACAGGAACAAUCAAGUUUACAACCACAGAAUGUUGGGAUUCAACAAUGGAAUAGCAUCCUACUUGUACAACCAGCCCUUCAACAGCCGAAGUAUGUCUUACUACCCCUUCAGAGAUGCUGGGACUACCGUUCCAAAAAGCCAUAGAGUGCCUUUUUAUAAGGACAUCUGUGACACUGAGAGUGGAAG
Messenger RNA from Thamnophis sirtalis, 660 nucleotides. The record is from RefSeq and is a predicted model, not a curated record. Lineage: Eukaryota; Metazoa; Chordata; Lepidosauria; Squamata; Natricidae.